AUGGAUCCUUUUACCACUCCACCUAUGUCUCCACGUCUCCCAGGUGCAGAGAUCAGAACUAAGCACAAAGAGGGCAUACGCCGGCUCUUCAAAUUCGCUAAAAUAGGCCUGCAACAGCUCCAGGGCUACUACCACCUAGGAGACAGCACAGUUAGGAAGAUCCUACUAUACGAUGUGCCUGAAAGAGCGCGCCCUACACGCACAGGGAGACCCAGAGAAUCCCUCAAUGAACAGGAGAGUACUGAAUUGGAUCCAAAUACACGAUGA
This is a messenger RNA of Mollisia scopiformis, 267 nucleotides long. RefSeq lists its product as uncharacterized. The coding region runs from base 1 to 267 and encodes 88 amino acids. NCBI's taxonomy places the organism in Eukaryota, Fungi, Ascomycota, Leotiomycetes, Helotiales, Mollisiaceae. The transcript has 2 exons. The record is from RefSeq and is a predicted model, not a curated record.